Messenger RNA from Lichtheimia ornata, 1341 nucleotides. RefSeq lists its product as uncharacterized. NCBI's taxonomy places the organism in Eukaryota, Fungi, Mucoromycota, Mucoromycetes, Mucorales, Lichtheimiaceae. The transcript has 6 exons. The record is from RefSeq and is a predicted model, not a curated record. The coding region runs from base 1 to 1341 and encodes 446 amino acids.
AUGCGACGACUUGCACCGAUGAUCAUGUAUGCGUUGGCUAUUGUUAUGAUAUUCUGGCUGGUCGUUGGUGCCAUCACGCUUCCUAACGCAUCACGAUGGUUCAAGGGCUCUGGCCCAUCAAUACAACAAGAUAUUGUCUUAUCUUCCUCUUCAUCCUCGCCAUCCAAUACCACCAAUUAUUCACAAAGACCACAGCAACAGCAGGUUGUAUUUGGUGAGUGGAAGUACGAUUCUAAGAUCAUGGUUACAGAACAUGUCCCAAGCCCGCCAAAGGAAGGAUUACAGGGUGUUUUAUAUGAUCGUGGAAACUCGUGUGAUGAUCAACCACAAGAUGCACUUCCCAUAAGGAUUCAAAGUAAUGUACCCAAGAUAGCUCUUAUUAAGCGGGGUGAAUGCUACUUUACACAGAAACUACUUAAUGCUCAAAGGGAUGGUGCAAGUGCUGCUAUCGUCUACGACAAUGCUACUUUUGAUCAGGAUCCAUCAUCAAAUACUGGCAUGUUUGUGCAACCGGACAUGGUCAAGAUUCCCGCCUUUUACGUUGAUCUCUCUGUUGGAUUGGAGAUGUACAAGCGACUUGAAAACGUAUCACAGUCAAUGUCAUCUGAUAAUGGAUCCUUACCUUUGACACGGGUGACGAUUUAUCCACCACAAGGUGCAAAACUUGAUCCUUGGCAAUUUGCUCUUAUUAUUAUUGGUCUUGUCGUCGUCACAAGUUUGGCCAUCCUUGUGGCAAUGCAAUGUCAUUUAUGGCGUGUUGGUCGACGUGGUGAUAAUCUGAAUAGUACAUUUGGGAGAGAAAGGAUGGAUGAUGAAGAAAGUAUCCCACCAGAAGAUCAGCUUUGGCGAAGUUUGGCUAUGGUAUCACCACAUACACAUCCACGACAAAAACGACAACUCACUCAAGACAUGGUGCGCAUGCUACCAACGCGGCUUUACGGCUUGGAAAAUCAAGAGGAAUGUGAAAAGGCUGCCAAGGAACAAAAUGGAUGCGUGAUUUGUCUGGAACCUUUCAAAUUUGGUGACGCUAUACGAUCGCUUCCUUGUCAACACGAGUACCAUAAGGAUUGCAUUGAUCCUUGGCUCACUAAAAAGAGUGCGUCAUGUCCAUUGUGUUUGCAAGUGGUUAAUAUACCGGCACCCCCAGAUGAGGCACACAUUGACGUUGCUACUACCACUCCUAUCAACUCCACAUCAUCACCGUUCGACGUUGUGAAUCAUCAUCAUCAGCACCAAAGCACUGCAUCUUAUAAUGAUGAAGCCAUCGAAAUGACCGAGCAAAGAUCAAUCACCAAUUCAACUACUGAUAAUCUCAUGGAUAUCCGCCGCUUAUGGCAAUGA